This is a messenger RNA of Frankliniella occidentalis (western flower thrips), 668 nucleotides long. RefSeq names its product magnesium-dependent phosphatase 1-like. The record is from RefSeq and is a predicted model, not a curated record. The transcript is spliced from 4 exons. Lineage: Eukaryota; Metazoa; Arthropoda; Insecta; Thysanoptera; Thripidae. The coding region runs from base 138 to 599 and encodes 153 amino acids. Gene Ontology annotation, molecular function: acid phosphatase activity.
UAUACCUACGAAAUGGCCGUCAACACUCCAGCUGUCUUGAUCCACUAUAUCACUCCACAUAUGUCUUGGCUCUUUAAGCUUUAGAAAAAAUAUCAAAAUACCUUGGGAUUCUAGAGUGGUAGCCACCCUAGGCAAAAAUGACUCGUAAUUUCAAACUUGUUGUUUUUGAUCUUGAUAUGACUCUAUGGCCAUUUCGCCUUGACAAACAUAUGAAAAGCCCAUUUAGUAAAGUGAGAGAUUGUGUUGUCGAUGUCACUGGCCAGAAGGUCAACCUUAUGGUGGACACUAUACCAAGUCUAGAAUAUGUGAAACAAAGGGGUUACCAAAUAGGAAUUGCCUCACGAAUUGAAGAUAUAUGUGGGGCAUACCAACUUCUAAAUCUGCUGGGAAUAUCAUCUUACAUUGACUACAGAGAAAUCUAUCCUGGCUGCAAAAAAAAACAUUUUUUUAGCCUUCAACAGAAGUCCAGCAUAAUUUUCAAUGACAUGAUAUUUUUUGAUGACGACAGGAGAAAUACAAGAGAUGUGUCAAAAUUAGGAGUUGAUACUGUCCUUCUUCCAGAUGGUAUUUCUAAAGAGACGGUAUUUUCAUUAUUAUAGAAACCAUUCUACUACAAUUUACUUACUUAAUAUGUAUUAUUAAAUGAAGAUUUUAAAACACUCUCAUAA